GCCGGAAUUACUGGGAGCCGGCGGUGGACCGUCAACCUUGGCUUUUGAGUUUGAGUUUGAGUCAGGGCGCGGACAGCUGUGACAGCUGAGCCCUAAGACUCCCAAACGGAGCACAGGGUAGCUAGAGAAGGCAUCUCUUAUCAUCACACUGCCGAGCCACUGAGGCAUAGGCAUCGGAAUAGGAUGCAGGAACAAGGAAAAGGAUGCAGCACGACAUGUGAAAUUGCAAAGGUGUAAGAACAGGUUAGAGAUGAAAGAGGCUACGCAAAACGUGCACCACGGCCACACAGAGCCGCUGCGCUGCAAACAUCACACAGAACACGACAGAAGCAGAGGCAUCAAGCGAGAAAGCUUCCUCCGCCACCAACAGCCACGUUCCGUGCACACACAAAUCUAAACACCAUUACGCAGCACAUCCCUCCACAGAGCGACCUCCGUCGAGGAAUCCACGGAGGCCGUCUAGUUGUGUUUUGCUCGCAUGUUCAAUAAGAAAAGUAUGGAAUACAACGUAACAAUUUCUGGUUCUGGCCAACCAUGUCAGCCUAUGUGCAAUCACUAAAUCAAGCAAUCAAUUGGGCAUCCCGCCAUGGCCGCCAACUCGCGGUAGUUCUUUACAUUGCGACGCAUCCAUUCAUCCUGAAAAUUCGUCACGUAUCUCAUAGCUUCCGAAACGCUUUUGGGAACGAGUCUGCGGUGCCUAAAGACUCUGAUGUCCGUCGACAGAUGGGUCAAAUUGGCUAUCGGGCCAAGUCUCGCGCGAUCCCGAAGAAGCGCUUCAAGCAACACAGCCUUUUCCUCGGCACUCGAGGCCAUAAGGCGAUCCAGCGUGGCGGCCGUGAAAGAGUGAACGAGCUUUCAGCCAGACUUGCGGAAGCAGUAUUUCCUGAUCCUUAAAUUACCCGCCAACUGAAGCAAAUAAUAUGCGUGGUUACGUUUCUCCUCGUCCUCCGUCACUGCUGAACUCACAACUGCAUUAGAUAAACUCCCAGUCGUGGAACUCCCAGGGUGUGAAGAGCCAAUUAGAUCUGCCUGAGCCUUCGCCCUUGCCCGCCUCCUGUUUCCGCGGUGCCUCUGGCCUUUCCCACGGCCAGCAUCCUCCUCAGGACUCGGCGCCUCCUCGGAACUCUCAAUUCCCAUUCGAAGUUUGUAUGCCUUGAGCGCCUCGAUCCGACCAUGAAACUCAUCUUUCGGGAGCCGUUCGAAUUCCCGCCAAAGAGCAACUGCAUCGUCAUUGGCACGGGUCCAGUCCCUGGCAGCUUGACACUCAGAUCGAUUGCUCUGCAACUCAUCUGAACAGAGCCGGGAAGAAGAAGCACAGUUAUCUUUACGCUGGUCAACUUCGCACUCCCCGUGGGUUUUCGAGGAUGCCAACGGCGGCGCCUCGGGGCCUCCACCUUCCCUUUGCACUCGAGAAUAAUCCAAAGGAACUGAGUGCAGAGAAUAAUCCAAAGGAGCUGAGUGCAGAGAAUAAUCCAAAGGAACUGAGUGCAGUACAGCAUCAUUUGAUUGAGAAGCAAGCGACGCUUCUUCAGCAGCAACUGCCGUAGAACUCUCCACGGACUCAACAUGAACAUUCUCCUCCUCCUCGUCCUUGAAAUCCUUAAGAUCCCCCUGCCAAUCCUUUCCAUAGCAAGCUGAGUCUCCGUCAGAAGCUGAAGUGUGGCAAACCUCAGGGCGUGAGGCCGUAUAACAUGUAUGAUGAGAACAAUGCAACUGCUCAUUCAGCAACUCCUCAUUCUGCAACCCCACAUCCUGCAACUCCUCAUCAUGCAACUCCUCUUUCCGAACACCUGGGUCAACAGAAGCCGACAGAGUGUCAGGAAAUGGAGUGUGGCAAACUUCAGAGCAUAAGGAUGCUCUACGAGUUCCCGGCGGUAACCAAGACGGCGUCUGGUUACGGGGACUCGUGGGGCUUCUUCGUGCGGUUCGAACCGCAUCGUGCGGAAGGUGCUUCACACUCGUGUAUCGUACUUCUCCGCGAGGGCAACCAUCUGGAGACUGCACCACAUCUGGAGAAUACGCAACCGAAUGAGACGAGAAAGCUUCUCCACGAUCAGUUGGCCCAUCAGUUGGCACCGAUAAGGAACUGAACAAUAUACUGACCUGCUCCUCCGAGUUCCCCUGAAACGGGCAUGGGUUUCGCGCACAAUCAUCGAGGUUAUCAAACCAGCCAAACGCGGGGAAAGUAUUCGGAUCAGCCACAAAAUAUGGAUCACGAGCAUUAAACUGCAUAACAUCAAUUAAAGCUUGUCUACACAUCGCCAGUUUGAUUCUCCUUGUUUUUCUUUUCCAACUGGUCGAAACAGAACUCAUCGAACAAAAUUGCGCUGUCAUGAUGCCGCACAAGGAAGGGGCACGCAAGAACAACUAAUCAAUCCAAUGCCGACAGAUCACCCGUUCGGUACUCAGAGAUGCACGUUACGCGUGCAUGCACAACCUGUCCGCACGAUGCGGCUCGAGGAGUCCCCGACGGGCCAAGGCCGCGGGAGAGCGGGAGGUAAGCUCCACUUCCGCAACCUUGGUUACCGGCGGGAACCCGUAAAGCUUCC
Prorocentrum cordatum is the source of this 2549-nucleotide messenger RNA. Lineage: Eukaryota; Dinophyceae; Prorocentrales; Prorocentraceae. The record is from the annotation of a GenBank genome assembly.